Oryza brachyantha (malo sina) is the source of this 882-nucleotide messenger RNA. RefSeq lists its product as uncharacterized. Bases 95 to 463 code for a protein of 122 amino acids. Lineage: Eukaryota; Viridiplantae; Streptophyta; Magnoliopsida; Poales; Poaceae. The transcript has a single exon. The record is from RefSeq and is a predicted model, not a curated record.
AUCCAUUGAUUGAUUGAUUCCGUUGAAUCCGUUCCAUUUUCGUCUCACAAUCCUCCGCGUCGAUCGAUCGAGAAGCUAGCAGCUUAGGGGAAGUAUGGCGAUGGCGACGUCUGCGUCCACGGUCUCCUUCUCCGCCGGGCGGCCGGCGGCGGGUGCGGGGCCGCGAUCUGUGGUGGCGGCGGCGGCGGCGGCGGCGGGGAGGGUCAGUGCCGGCGGCGGCGGGGGUAAUGGCGGUGGGAAGUGGUGGGCGCCGCUGCUGGGGUGGUCGGGGAAGGCCGACUACAUCGAGGCCCCUUCGCCGGCGGUGGUGGAGGAGGAGGAGGGUGGUAGGAGGAGGCCGUUCGUGGGCGGGCUGACGGAGGAGAAGGCGCGGGAGCUGCGGGCGCGGAUGGUGGAGACGGAGAGCUUCCACGACGCCAUGUACCACUCCGCCAUCGCCUCCCGCCUCGCCCGCUCCGCCUAGGCCGGCCGGCCGCCGGAGGAGGCACCCCCGAACUCGCCGCCGGCGCAUCGCCCUGCCUUAGCGUGUACAUAAAUCAUGAACCAUGUGUGUUGUUGCUUCGGCGGCGAGAAAUUUUAGAAGGGAUCUGGUUUUUAGGAUUGAUCCCUUGCUUUGAUUCCAUCUCCUCCGCCAAUCUGGUCAUGCCUUUUUCUCAUUUGCUUUCUAUUUUCUGGAUCUGAGGUCUACACUGUAUGAUGCAUCAGAUCCAGAUCCACCAGGGUUGUUGUAUUUCUCAUUUCCAAUGGGUUGGAUCCAUCCCCUAAAGAAGAAAGAAGAAGAGCCGCACCGGCUCUCUGCUCUCCAAUCCCAUGUGCCACUUCUUCACAGAUUUCUUCUGUAUUCGCGAUUAAUUCCGGAUUAAAAAAAAAGCUCGGUUCAAA